This is a messenger RNA of Emiliania huxleyi CCMP1516, 345 nucleotides long. RefSeq names its product putative neutral sphingomyelinase activation associated factor. The annotation marks the transcript as partial. The transcript is spliced from 2 exons. Lineage: Eukaryota; Haptophyta; Isochrysidales; Noelaerhabdaceae. The record is from RefSeq and is a predicted model, not a curated record.
GGCCUCCUCUCAAACUACGAGUACCUCUGCCACCUCAACGAUGCGGCCGGCCGCUCGUGCGCCGACCUCGCGCAGUACCCGGUGAUGCCGUGGGUGCUGCAGGACUACACCUCCCACACCCUCGACCUGGCCGACCCGGCCGUCUACCGCGACCUCUCCAAGCCGGUCGGCGCGCUCGACGCCUCGCGCCUCGCCCUCUUCCGAGAGCGCUCUCCCACAGGCGACGCCUUUAUGUACGGCACGCACUACUCGGCCCCCGCCUUCGUCGCCUACUUCCUUGUCCGCCAGAGGCCCGCGCUCGAAACUGCACUAGCACGCCGGCCGCUGCAUCUCCUUCCGCAGUGA